Molecule: messenger RNA, 774 nt
Organism: Suillus subaureus
Lineage: Eukaryota; Fungi; Basidiomycota; Agaricomycetes; Boletales; Suillaceae
Product: Pyruvate/Phosphoenolpyruvate kinase-like domain-containing protein
Exons: 6
Coding region: 1-774 (257 amino acids)
Cellular component (GO): cytoplasm
Molecular function (GO): aldehyde-lyase activity
Source: RefSeq, a predicted model, not a curated record
AUGGUGUUGCGCAUCAAUAGCCCUGCAUUCGGUGCAUGGAUUACCUUGCCAGGCGUGCUGAACGCACGCGCAGUCGCACAAGCCAGCCCACACCUCUCAUGGGUGAUGAUAGAUUGCGAGCACGGUCUUACAUCGCUCCAGCCUGGCGCUGCAGAGUCUAUCCAGGCCAUCACCGGUCUUGGACCUAAUGCGCCCAGUCCACUCGUGAGAAUUCCAGCUACGGGAUUCAGCAAUAGUACGUCGUGGCAAAUCAAGUAUGCGCUUGAUGCUGGUGCACGGGGUGUGCUUGUUCCUAUGGUCUCCACUGUUGAGAAGGCGAGAGAGAUCGUGGCCGACAGUCAUUUCCCUCCAGGAGGCCGACGCGGUUUUGGAAGUCCGUUCACUCAUGGCGUCUGGAGCAUCAGUGCUGCCGACUACCUCAGAUCUGCAAAUGAAAAUGUAGUUGUUAUGAUCCAAAUCGAAACGAAGGAGGGCGUGAAAAAUGUUGACGCCAUUGCUGCUGUGGAUGGUAUUGAUUGCUUAUUCAUCGGUCCUUACGAUCUUUCCCUGUGUUUAGGAUACCCUCCCCCCUCUCCCGACCCGCACCCCGACGUGGAAACUGUCAUCCAAUAUAUCCUCAAAGCUGCACACAAGGAAGGAAAGAAGUGCGCAAUUUACUGCACCUCAGGAAAGCAGUCCCUUAAACGUGCUGAGGAAGGCUUCGACAUGUCGUUGGCAGCAAACCUCACCGCUGCAGUAGGGGGAGAAUCUGGAGCUGCGGCAUUCCGAUACUGA